Messenger RNA from Gorilla gorilla gorilla (western lowland gorilla), 3754 nucleotides. RefSeq names its product DIS3 homolog, exosome endoribonuclease and 3'-5' exoribonuclease (gene DIS3). Gene Ontology annotation, cellular component: cytoplasmic exosome (RNase complex); nuclear exosome (RNase complex). Lineage: Eukaryota; Metazoa; Chordata; Mammalia; Primates; Hominidae. Gene Ontology annotation, molecular function: 3'-5'-RNA exonuclease activity; endonuclease activity; RNA binding. The record is from RefSeq and is a predicted model, not a curated record. The transcript has 21 exons. Gene Ontology annotation, biological process: rRNA catabolic process; nuclear mRNA surveillance of mRNA 3'-end processing. Bases 127 to 3003 code for a protein of 958 amino acids.
GAGAAGUGUUGCUAAUAUCCGGGAAUGGAAAGGGAAGAACCGCCGGGGUGAGGCAUAAUCGUUCUAGAGUGACGCCUUUUGCUGGAAGAGCACUGCUGGGGUUAGGAUUCUGCGCAGCGAGGCAAGAUGCUCAAGUCCAAGACGUUCUUAAAAAAGACCCGGGCGGGCGGCGUGAUGAAGAUCGUGCGCGAGCACUACCUGCGAGACGACAUCGGCUGCGGUGCGCCCGGGUGCGCAGCGUGUGGCGGGGCGCACGAGGGGCCGGCCCUGGAGCCGCAGCCCCAGGACCCGGCGAGCAGCCUCUGCCCGCAACCGCACUACUUGCUGCCCGACACUAAUGUGUUACUGCACCAGAUUGAUGUUCUUGAGGACCCUGCCAUCAGGAAUGUAAUUGUGCUACAAACAGUUCUUCAAGAAGUGAGAAAUCGCAGUGCCCCCGUAUAUAAACGCAUCCGAGAUGUGGCUAAUAACCAAGAGAAGCAUUUCUAUACUUUCACUAAUGAGCACCAUAGAGAAACCUAUGUAGAACAAGAACAGGGAGAAAAUGCUAAUGACAGGAAUGAUAGAGCGAUUCGAGUAGCAGCAAAAUGGUACAAUGAACAUUUGAAAAAAAUGUCAGCAGACAACCAGCUGCAAGUUAUCUUCAUAACAAAUGACAGGAAAAACAAAGAGAAAGCCAUAGAAGAAGGAAUACCAGCUUUCACUUGUGAAGAAUAUGUAAAGAGCCUAACUGCUAACCCCGAACUCAUAGAUCGUCUUGCUUGUUUGUCUGAAGAAGGGAAUGAAAUAGAAAGUGGAAAAAUAAUAUUUUCAGAGCAUCUUCCCUUAAGUAAGCUACAGCAAGGCAUAAAAUCUGGUACAUACCUUCAAGGAACAUUUAGAGCCAGCAGGGAAAAUUACUUGGAAGCUACAGUAUGGAUUCAUGGCGACAAUGAAGAAAAUAAAGAGAUAAUCUUACAGGGACUUAAACAUUUAAACAGAGCUAUUCACGAAGAUAUUGUGGCUGUGGAGCUUCUCCCCAAGAGUCAGUGGGUAGCACCAUCUUCUGUGGUUUUACAUGAUGAAGGUCAAAAUGAAGAAGAUGUGGAGAAAGAAGAAGAGAGAGAACGAAUGCUUAAGACUGCUGUAAGCGAGAAAAUGUUGAAGCCUACAGGUAGAGUUGUAGGAAUAAUAAAAAGGAAUUGGAGACCAUAUUGUGGCAUGCUUUCCAAGUCUGACAUUAAGGAGUCAAGAAGACAUCUCUUUACACCUGCUGAUAAGAGAAUCCCUCGAAUUCGCAUAGAAACCAGACAGGCUUCCACAUUAGAAGGACGGAGAAUUAUUGUUGCUAUUGAUGGUUGGCCCAGAAAUUCCAGAUAUCCAAAUGGACACUUUGUGAGAAAUUUAGGUGAUGUUGGAGAGAAAGAGACUGAAACAGAAGUUUUGUUACUUGAACACGAUGUUCCCCAUCAGCCUUUUUCACAGGCUGUUCUUAGUUUUCUGCCAAAGAUGCCCUGGAGCAUUACCGAAAAGGACAUGAAAAACCGAGAAGACCUGAGGCAUCUGUGUAUUUGUAGUGUAGACCCACCAGGAUGUACUGAUAUAGACGAUGCUCUACAUUGUCGAGAACUCGAAAAUGGAAAUUUGGAGGUUGGUGUUCAUAUUGCUGAUGUGAGCCAUUUUAUUAGGCCAGGAAAUGCCUUGGAUCAAGAAUCAGCCAGAAGAGGAACAACUGUGUAUCUUUGUGAAAAGAGGAUUGACAUGGUUCCAGAGUUGCUUAGCUCUAACUUGUGUUCCUUAAAAUGUGACGUGGACAGGCUGGCAUUUUCAUGUAUUUGGGAAAUGAAUCACAAUGCUGAAAUCUUAAAAACGAAGUUUACCAAAAGUGUUAUUAAUUCAAAGGCAUCUCUGACAUAUGCUGAAGCUCAGUUGAGAAUUGAUUCAGCAAACAUGAAUGAUGAUAUUACCACUAGUCUCCGUGGACUGAAUAAACUAGCCAAAAUUCUGAAGAAAAGAAGGAUUGAAAAAGGGGCUUUGACUCUUUCCUCUCCUGAAGUUCGAUUCCACAUGGACAGUGAAACUCACGAUCCUAUAGAUCUGCAGACCAAGGAACUUAGGGAAACAAAUUCCAUGGUUGAAGAAUUUAUGUUACUUGCCAAUAUUUCUGUUGCAAAAAAAAUUCAUGAGGAAUUUUCUGAACAUGCUCUGCUUCGAAAACAUCCUGCUCCACCUCCAUCAAAUUAUGAAAUUCUUGUUAAGGCAGCCAGGUCAAGGAAUUUGGAAAUUAAGACUGAUACAGCGAAGUCUUUGGCUGAGUCUUUGGAUCGGGCCGAAUCUCCUACUUUUCCAUAUCUAAACACUCUGUUGAGAAUAUUAGCCACUCGCUGUAUGAUGCAAGCUGUGUACUUCUGUUCUGGAAUGGAUAAUGAUUUUCAUCACUAUGGCUUAGCGUCUCCAAUAUACACACAUUUUACUUCACCCAUUAGAAGAUACGCAGAUGUCAUUGUUCAUCGGCUUUUGGCUGUGGCUAUUGGGGCUGACUGUACUUAUCCAGAGUUGACAGACAAACACAAGCUUGCAGAUAUAUGUAAAAAUCUAAAUUUCCGGCACAAAAUGGCUCAAUAUGCCCAACGUGCAUCAGUGGCUUUUCAUACCCAGUUAUUUUUCAAAAGCAAAGGAAUAGUAAGUGAAGAAGCCUAUAUUUUAUUUGUAAGAAAGAAUGCCAUUGUGGUAUUAAUUCCAAAGUAUGGUUUAGAAGGGACAGUCUUUUUUGAAGAAAAGGACAAACCAAAUCCACAGCUUAUUUAUGAUGAUGAGAUACCCUCACUUAAAAUAGAAGAUACAGUGUUCCAUGUAUUUGAUAAAGUUAAAGUGAAAAUCAUGUUAGACUCAUCUAAUCUUCAACAUCAGAAAAUCCGAAUGUCCCUGGUAGAACCACAGAUACCAGGAAUAAGCAUUCCUACUGAUACUUCAAACAUGGACCUUAAUGGACCAAAGAAAAAGAAGAUGAAGCUUGGAAAAUAGCUAUAUUCAACAAAAGUCUUCAAAGACUGGUUUCUUUUUUAAAAGAAAAAACUUGAAAGAACACUUCUAAGCCUAAGUGUGUGAUACGGUUUGUUACUUUUAAGUACAUUUUAAUAAUUUCAGACAUUUGCAUUUUUAUUGAACAGUUGAAUGUAUCUGACCCAUCAUACUACUUUACUUCUGGGUUGAACAGAAUUAUUUAUGCAGAAUAAUUCAAUUGAAUAUCCGUCACUUAAAUACAGUGACAGGACAGCAACUUCAGGGAUCUGUAAAGAUCAUUUAAAUGGAGUGCUCAUCUCAUUGAGGAGCAGAUUAAUUUUGCAUAAGUACUUUGAUUAUUUAAUAUUUGUAAGAAAAAACUUUCAUUUUCCUACAGAGGGAAACAGAACAAUUUUAGAAGCAAGGAACAAUCUCUUUUCUAAGUCUUGGAAGCUGUCAGUGUUGAGGAUGUAAUCUCCUUUGCCAUCUUUAAUUCACCUAACUUACACUAGGUGUUCUCUUACUGUCUUUAAAAGCUUCCUGUAUUUUAUUAGUGGUCCUUGAAAAACUGUGAAUGUUUGGGAAUUGGUAGAAAGGCAAAAAGUAGGAUAUUUUGACCUGACUGGAAAGAUGAUUGUGUUUUUAUUACCGGGUAAUAAGUGUGAUCAUUGUCGAACUUCAGCUCCAGUGUCUCUCCAGAAUAAGACAUUGGCAUUCAAAUGUCUAUAUCUUGUUACUUACAAAAUAAAAAACAUAAUUAGUGGCUUUUAAA